CACAAUUUACUCUUUUUCCUUUUUCUGCCCUCUCUCUCUCUCGUCACUCUCUGUUAUGAGUUGUGCUCAUUAACGCCACCGCCCCCACCCACCCCCGAUCCCUUAAAUUACCAAUAUGCCCUCCCGACAACUCCUCUCUCCGCCGCCGGCGUCCCACCACCGCAUCAGCCACCUCCUCCCGCCUCUCGCCGGCGGUUUGACCGCCGCCUUUUCCUGUCUACUCCUCCUGAUCCUCUGUUUCCGCAGAAUCACCAAAAAACGCACAGCGCCUGCCGCAUCAGACACCGACUCUAAGAAACCCCCCUACCGCCUCUCCUACUCCGCUCUCCGCCGCGCAACCUCCAAUUUCUCCCCUUCCCUUCGCCUCGGCCAGGGCGGAUUCGGCUCGGUCUACCGCGCCGAGCUCAAGCCUAGCCGCCCCCUUUCCAAGGACUCCGUCUUCACCUCCUCCCAUGUGGCCGUCAAAGUUAUGGAUUCGGGUUCCUUGCAAGGGGAGCGUGAGUUUCAGAACGAACUACUCUUCUCCUCGAAGAUCGACUGUAAGUAUGUUGUCUCCGUUACUGGUUUUUCAUCAAACCCUAGGAGACGCCGUAUGCUUUUAAUUUACGAACUUAUGGAAAAUGGUAGCUUACAAGACUGUUUAUUCCAUAAGAAAAGUGAAGAGUUGAGAAAUUGGGAUAAGAGGGUUUCAAUUGCUCUCAACAUAGCCAAAGGGUUGGAGUAUUUACAUCACUAUUGCGAUCCACCAAUUAUUCACGGCGAUAUAAAGCCGAGUAAUAUUUUGCUGGAUCGGGGUUUCAACGCUAAGAUUGGCGAUUUGGGGUUGGCUAGGUUUAAGGUAGAGGAUAAUAGUAAUAAUAUCAUCAUCGAAGGUGAGGCGAAGAAGGAGGGUAGUUUCGUAAACGGGGUGGAGGAUAACGGAUCCGUGAUGGAGGAGACUGAAAGUGUGAUUACAACUAGUGGAUUUGAUGAAGUUAACAGUGUUCAUCAUCUAAUUGGUAUAGAUAAGUCUCCCGAAAGUGUGGUUGUUAGGGUGGAGGCUUCGCCGGAGUCUGUGGCGGCGGUGGGUGUUGAUUUGUCGCCGGAGGCAGAAGUGGGCCCUGUUGUUUCUCCAAGAACAGUUGCUGCAAUGGCUUCCCCAUCUGAUAUUCUGGAGAAAACGAGUGUCUCAGAAGGGAACUUCGAUAAGUCCAGCAUCGAAAGUGGGGCCGAACGAGAAAGGAGUGUGUGGAGCAAGAAGAAGAAGAGCAUUUCUGGUAAAGACUGGUGGUGGAAGCAAGAUAAUGGGGUCGAUUCGGAAUCUGGCAAGGUUAAAGAUUACGUGAUGGAAUGGAUCGGGAACGAAAUCAAGAAAGAGAGGCCCAAAAGCGACUGGAUCGGUACUUCAUCAUCUAGCGCUCGUUCGUCUCUUAAAAUUGAGAAGAAUAAUAAGAAGAAAAGCAAAAAAAGACAAUUGGAUUGGUGGGUAUCGUUGGAUGAAGAAAAAAAUGUAAAAAAAGACAAGAGAAGACCCGCAAGAGAGUGGUGGAAGGAAGAAUACUGCGAAGAGUUAGAGAAAAAAAGAAAGAAGAAGAAGAAGAAACAAGUACAAGGUUCUGUAAGCGAUGAUUGUUAUACGGAAAAUCGGUGGGCCAGAGAUGACGAAUUGUACUCCGAUAGAAAGACGAAACGUAGCAGAAGCAGAAGCAGGGGUAGUAGGGGAAGCAUGGACUGGUGGUUGGAUGGUGUGAGCGGUGAACUUUGGAAAGCGCGUAAAAAUAGUUACGAUUCGAUGAGUGGGGAGAUUUUUAAGAGUGGAGGUAUUAGCAGCACGCCGAGUAUGAGAGGGACGGUUUGCUAUAUCGCACCGGAGUAUGGUGGUGGCGGUGAUGUGUCGGAGAAGUGCGAUGUGUACAGUUACGGUGUUCUGUUGUUGGUUUUAAUUUCGGGGAGAAGGCCACUUCAGGUGACUGGUUCACCCAUGUCGGAAUUCCAAAGGGCGAAUCUUUUGUCGUGGGCCCGGCAUUUGGCUAGGGCUGGGAAGCUUCUUGAUUUGGUUGACCAGAGCAUUGACUCUUUGGAUAAGGAGCAAGCGUUGAUGUGUGUGACAGUGGCGUUGCUUUGCCUGCAGAAAUCGCCUUCUAAAAGACCUUCGAUGAAGGAGGUUGUGGGGAUUUUAUUGGGGGAUUUGGUUCCGCCUCAGCUGCCCUUGGAAUUUACGCAUUCGCCCCCGUCGAGACUCCCGUUUAAGUCUAACAAGAAGGUGCGGUGAGUUUUUUCCAGUUUGCUUUGCCUUGAUUUAUGUUUGUGUUUAUGAAUGAUUUAUGUGUAAAGAAAAGAAAGAGAAGCAUUACUAUUAUUAUUAAGAAUUCAUCGACAGUGGAUUUUUAACGUAUUUCUUGUGUGUAUCGAAGAUUUUCUAUCAAUUUAUUGUAUCGAAAAUUAGAAAACAAGUUUAUUGUAUCGAAAA
This is a messenger RNA of Erythranthe guttata (spotted monkey flower), 2449 nucleotides long. RefSeq names its product Protein kinase superfamily protein. The record is from RefSeq and is a predicted model, not a curated record. Gene Ontology annotation, biological process: protein phosphorylation. Lineage: Eukaryota; Viridiplantae; Streptophyta; Magnoliopsida; Lamiales; Phrymaceae. Gene Ontology annotation, molecular function: protein kinase activity; ATP binding.